This is a messenger RNA of Ceratitis capitata (Mediterranean fruit fly), 4905 nucleotides long. It is a transcript of the gene gry, whose product is annotated as trafficking protein particle complex subunit 11. Bases 310 to 4317 code for a protein of 1335 amino acids. The record is from RefSeq and is a predicted model, not a curated record. Lineage: Eukaryota; Metazoa; Arthropoda; Insecta; Diptera; Tephritidae. The transcript has 17 exons. Gene Ontology annotation, cellular component: cytoplasm.
ACAGGAAAUCCAGCGAAUUCCUUUAAGCAAAUUCGUUGUAGUUGUUUAUCUUGGGUUAAAUUUACAAAAUCGGUUCAUUAAUUUCUAUUUUACUAACUAGGUGGCAAUGUUUUCUAUCAGCUGACUCUUCUUAAACGUCAAAUCAAGUUGUUUCCGUCACAAUUUCUAAGCAAAUUUUUUCUAUUGUGGUUGUUUUGUGGGAGUGCAGCAAUUUUUCGAUUAUUUCCAUUUCCUCAAAGUUUUUGCUUACAUGUGAAUAAACAUAAUUAAAUAAUAAGUAAUUUUAGUAUUUAGGAAUAACGAAUCAUUAUGUCAGUUGAUGCCACUGUACUUCCCUCGGAGCUGUUGGUGGCACCACAACCACUCAUUGGCUUAUGUGGCCUAGACACCAAACACAACCUUGUACACAAGGCUAUAUGGGAUGCGUUUAGCGCCAAUAGGAAAACCGACAGAGCGUCUGUGCAAUUCAAGCUUCUGCCACUCGGGUAUGAGUUUCCAGUAGCAAAGCCGAAACGCGCUUCAUACGAAUGGUAUCAACCUAAAGGUAUACUCAAACGGAAUUGGAUGUUGAAACACUUACAUGUACUUCCUGCCGUCGUGGUAUUGUUUCAAGACAUGGAACGGAAUGAUCCACAAUGGUCAGAGAAGCAAGUGCAAUGCGCUUCCGCAAUGCAAAGUCUCAAAAGCGCUCUACAGGAACGCAAUACUCGAUUGUGCCUAGUGCUGCUGCAGAAGUCAUCACCCUUGCCACCAGGUGAAGAUUUGCUAGCUUCCGAGCGAGCCGCCAGUUUAACUACAGCCUGUGGUAUCAAUAAUAAAAUGCUAUUUAUCCUGCCGCACUCUGAGCAUUUAAUGGGCUAUACACUACGCUUGGAAUCUGCUUUCCUGGAUAUGGCUCAAUCCUAUUACGCGCUCAUGUCGAAACGUGUACGCGCUCAUCGUGAUCAGCUAACUGUGGCGCACACAUCAUUGAAAAUCCGUCAUCAGUUUAAAUUAGGGUUUAUUGCAGAAAUAAGACAAGAUUUUAGUACCGGAUUAAAGCACUAUACCCAAGCUUAUGGUACACUCGAAGAGAUACGUAUUACCGAUACCAAUUGCCUUGAAAUAAAAACAAUUGCUGGGUUCCUGAAUUAUAAAUUAUGUCGGUUAAUGUUCAAGUUAAAACAGCCGCGAGACGCAAUAAACUAUUUUACAACUCAUAUAGAGAAGUACAAAAAUCGUAUAGGCUUUAAGGAUUUAAUAUUCGAACACUAUGCUUGGUUAAGCACACAACACAGUAUGUUUGCAGAUUUAUUCUGUGAGGCAAUAAAAAAUGGUUUACCUGCAUUACAAACUCAAAAUCCUGGCAUUUAUUACAAUAAAGCUGCGGAGUUUACAAUGAAGCGUAAGGAAGCGUUUCUGCAAAGUAGUGCUAUGUUAUUGAGCCCUACUGAUCCCACUACUCCAACUGGCAUGCCAAACAACAACACAAUGACAUUAUACACUGAAUACUUUGGUAUACGAGCAGUUAAAACUGGUGAUCCCAUCUCCGAGCAGCAAACCAAUACGCUUAUACGUGAGAAUGAGAAAUUAUUCAAUCACUCAAACGCAAUUAUAAAUUUACUAAGCUUAGCGCGUGCACAAUUUAAAAUUUACAAAUGUCCACGAUUUCGAAACAAACUCGCAAUCGACAUGGCCGAGGAGUACUUCAAACAUGGUGAUCAUGCUAAUGCUCUAACGCUUUACUCAGUCAUGCUGACGGAUUAUAGACGGGAGCAUUGGUCUGCAAUAUUCUCAGAUGUUUUAUUGAAAACGCUGCGUUGCGCAUUUUUAAUGGCAUCAAUUACCGACUUUAUUUCAUGCAGCAUUGAAGCGUUAUCAUUACGCGUCAAUUGCGAGCAAAAGGAGAGAAUUAUAGUGCUAGAAAACCUCUGGAAGGUUUUUAAAGGAGCUGCGCCCAUUUCUCAAGGUCAAAGUGCGCCAGAAAUCAUUGAACGUUGGGAGAAUGCGUUUCCUGCUAUAAAAUCACCGAUACCAAUUGAUAUGGAUAAGCUUACGAAACUGAUCGAAAUGUAUAUCAGUUUCGAACAUUUAGAAUUGAAGAACGACGAUACAAUUAACGUUCAACUUGUGAUUAAGCUGCUCACAGAUGUGCCCAUUAAAAUACAUCACUGUGCUAUUAUUCUAACGGAUGGCGCACGAUUUUUCAAAAUACCCGCUAGUAGAUGCAAAUCAUUCCGGAGUUUACUUGAAGUGUUUGAAAGCCGUAAGAACAAGCAGCAACAGGAAAUACAAUCACAACAUUUCGAUCCGAACUUGAAGUUGGAACCAGAUUUAUAUUAUGAACUACAUUUCUACACAGAAGCGUAUCAAUUUUUGGAAAAUACACAAUUACGUGUGACACGCAUCGAAGCGCAAAUGGGUUCAGAGAAGUUAGCUAUACAGUUAACUAAGUCAGCGUUUUUCACACGCAAUCCAUUUCGUCAUUACACACGUCGACGCGAUCUCGAUGAUAAUAUUGAAAUUAACCCAUUGUGCUAUAUUACUCCUACAUUCCAUUUGAGUACACAAUGCAACCUUGGUAAAGAAACGCAAAUGCUAGUGAACGAAUACUAUCCCAUAGCUACAACAAUAAAUAAUCCAUAUAAUGUGUUUUUGCAAAAUGUUAGCCUCAACAUUAGUGUGCCGAGUAGCUUGCGUAAUCAAGUAUUCCUUACAACAGACCUAUCACCGGGUCGCCAAAAGCUGCAUUCGCAAAUUCAAAUCGACACCGGCGAAUUAUCAAUGCAGAGCUCGAAUUCAGCAUUGUAUUAUGUCUUCAGUUUAGUGGAGACACCGAUAGCGUUGCUGCAAAAGACCUCUUACGUCAUUGACAUUCAACGGCCCAAAACGGCAUCCACAAUGACACAACUCGAAAGCGGCUCGGCCAAUAGCGCCGAAAGCUCACCUGAAAAUAUACGAAACUUCAUUCCACCAACUGAUAUCCGACCACUUACCGUUUCACCGCCUGUCCAAAUUGAAUUCCUAGAUGAGAGCCGACUGCGCAAGACGCGUGAAGAUACAAUUAAUAUUGAAUGUGCGCUGGACUUCCGGUUCUCAGCGCGUUUUUACACGCUCAGCAAGCGGCCGCUGACGAAAGUCUAUCGUGGCGAGAAUUUCUUACUGCGCGCCAACAUCGAAGUGCGUUCGCCGGUCGAUAUUGAUAUACUCGAAACGUAUUUCAUUUGUGAUCACAAUCUCGUGCAAUCGACCUACAGCUUUAAGAGGAAAAAGUUUACGCAGACCUAUCGCAGUCGCGAUAAACUAGAGGACGUAAUCACACUGCGCACAAAUGCAGCGUCCAACGACUGGAUAACCUCUAAAGAUUUCGAACGCACCAAAAGUGGAGAUGGCAUACAAUCGGAGCUCUUCAGUCGUUCACGGCACGCGCGCAAACUGAAUGCCAUUAAAAAUAUGGCACGCGACGGCGUUGUGGGUGAUGCAAUUGAUGUCGCUGCCAGUGCGCACAUGAAUAAGCAUCUCAUGGGCAAGAUACCCAACAACAUGACAAUAAUAAAUAACAAUGCCGGUUCGGCGAACUCACUGCUGUUGGCGGCGAACUCACACUCCUCAAUGACGGCGUCGAGCUCUUCCUUUGAUGAGAAAUUCAACUCAACCCAGGCUGGUACUGUCACUGAUGGCGACAAUGUUGAUACCUCGUUGGCAAACACAGCGUCUGUGCGUGCAUUAAAUCCACGUGUCGUCUUUAAUAAAGCAAUAGAAGCUAUUCAAGCUACCGGUCACUGUCGUGGCUUUUUCAAGCGUAUCGUUACGACAGAACCCGAAACGCAAGCAAUAACAGCGCACCAGCAACAGCAACCGAAUUUCGGUGUUUACUGUAUUAGAUGGCGGCGUAGUGGUCGUAAGGAAGAGAACGAAUCGAAAUUCCUUAUACACGGCUUGGACAUAGAGGAGCCACCGUUGAAUAUCUACUGCACCAUUGAGGAGAAAAUGUUCGUGAAAAUGCCGAUGACCUACAAGGUUGUACUGCGUAAUCCCACCUCAAAUGUAUUGCAUUUGGUAGCUACACUGAGCAUUAGUAUAGCGGAUAACUUCAUUUGUUCGGGUCACAAACAGCUCGAUAUCUCCAUAUAUGCCUAUAGUGAAAAGGAGUUAGUAUACAAUUUGUAUCCACUUUGCGUUGGAUGGGUGAAUUUGCCAGAGUUGACACUGGAAUACAACACCAAGGCGGAUCCCAGCAAGAAUGAUUCGCAUAAUACGGUACUCAGCGAAUUGGUACAACGCUCCAUACCGAAGAAGGUGUUUGUAUUGCCACCACUGAAACAACAACUAAAAUAAAUAUGGAUUGCAGUGUAAUUAGUGUUUAGUCCAAAAGGACUGUUUGUUUAAUAAAUAUUUAAGAUAAAUAGUUUCAGAAUGUAGGAAAUAUGGAGUUUAGACAUUUAUACCACACAGAGAAAGAAGGUUUGAUAUUCACAAUUAGGAUAUCGUAUUUGAUAAAAAUAAAAAAAUGUUCAAAAUUAUUGAAAUAUAGUAAUUCUAAAGCAAUUUUACUAUAAUGUCUAUUAAAAAUGUUGAAUUAGUGAACAAUAUACGAAACCCUACACGCAUAGAUACGACAUUUAAUAGCCAUUUAAAUAGUAUAUUUUACAUGUUCGCAUAGCAUUUUGUCUAUUUUGUUAUAAUACAUUAAUAAUAAUUAUUUCGUUUUCCCUCUUUUUACUUCGUAUGUGAAAGGAUUAAUUCAGAAUACAUAAAGUGUGCUAAUACAUUAUUUAAUAAUUAUUGUAGUAGUUUGUAAAGGAUGAUAUGGUACAAUCGUUCGUACUAGCAUUAUAAUGUUGUAUGUGUAUAAUACUUAAUUUUAACUUUUAUCUGUGUUAAAGAAAAUCUGAAUUCACAUUAUUAUUAUAACUACAAUAAAUA